CACGACAUCGCCUGUCAUCGUGUUUAUGUCACUCCGUGUUACUUUAUGGUUGUCCAGUCAACAAGAAACACGUGCAUUGUAUUUCUAAUCUAAUCUGUCCUGGAUUAUUUUCUCGCUAUCCCGAGCUAGAUACCAGCAGCAGGGCUAGUUUUCAGCUAUCGUGGGUUAUAAAGAGAGGAUUUUAGCUUUUUGUCAGCACGGUUUCCACGACCCGUAGGUUAAAUACAGCUGAAAUUUUAGGCUAGCAAUUGCAGAGCUCUGCCCCUGCCACACCAGACAUGCUAAUUAGCUACCUAGCCGUGUGAGGAUUCUGCCGUUGGGCUAACGGUUGUUAGCCGCCGAGCUAACUAGGCAACGUUGCCACAACAAUGGACGACUCUGGUAUCAAGAAGCAGAACUGGGACGUGAAGGAGACGGAGCUAUUUCUUGAAAUCCUCAAGGAGCUGGACAUGAAGAAAUGCUUAGACGGGAGGAAAGUGAGGAAUAACAAACUCUUCAAGGUGGCCCACAGGAGAAUGACAGCGGCCGGCUAUCACAGAUCCGUGGACCAGUUAAAGUUUCGCUGGAAACUUCUUAAAAGUGCGUACUACAAGUGCAAGAGGGAGCCCGACUCCCCGGCCCCGACCAAAAUACAGGGCUGGUGGCGGUAUGAAAAGACAAUGAUUGCUAUCAUGGAGUCGAGACACCCUCUGGUCGGAGCUGGGGUGAACUCUGACAGGAAUGAUGAAGUGACAGAAGACUCGGAUGGAGAAGCAUCAAUGCUGCACUGGCCGCAGCCCUGCCCGGACAAUACCACUCAGAACCUGGAUUUAAUUAUCAAAAUGGACCCUGAGAUGGACUCGCAGCUGAAAAUUGGUUUCAUUGGUGCAGGGAACAUGGCCUUCGGCAUUGCAAAGGGCAUCUUGUCUGGAAAUGUUCUUCCAGUACACAUCAAAGUGAGUGCACCAUCCUCCAGGAACCUGGGACGCUUUCAGGAGCUGGGGAUUCCUGUUACCCACUCCAACAUAGAGGUGGUCUGUGGUUCAGAUGUGGUCUUUGUGGCAGUCAAACCUCACCUGGUUCCACUAGUUCUCAAUGAAAUCUCACAACACAUCACUAACAGACACAUAAUCGUGUCUGUUGCAGCGGGAGUAACUCUGGCGACAUUAGAAGAGCUCCUUCCAGAGAAUUCAGUUGCCAUCCGCCUGAUGCCAAAUCUGCCCUGUAUGGUUCAGGAAGGGGCUCUCCUGUUUGCUCUGGGAUCCCAUGCAAAACAGGAGGACGGAGCUCUGCUUCGCUCCUUGUUGCAUCAUUGUGGUUUGGUGGAGGAGGGACCUGAGGCCUGGAUUGACAUCCAUACUGGACUGAGCGGGAGUGGAGUUGCUUUUGUGUACCUGUUUGCUGAAGCGCUGGCAGAAGGAGCUGUUAAAAUGGGCAUGCCGAGUGCUCUGGCACACAGCAUCGCAUCUCAGACUGUUCUGGGUGCCGGGAGAUUGUUACGCGACUCUGGGAAGCAUCCAGCUCAGCUUCGCUCUGAGGUCUGCACCCCAGGUGGAACAACCAUUUACGGGCUUCACACCCUGGAACAGGGUGGUGUGAGGGCAUCGACCAUGAGCGCUGUGGAAUCUGCCACCGAGAGAGCCAGGGAGCUUGGCCGAAAGUCAGCAGGCGGAAGCCGAAAAUGACUGCUGCUGGUUGCCUUUUAAUAACUGCUCAUUGGACAUAAGUAAAGCCUAACAACAAACAUGGAACACAGAGACAAAACAGGACUUGUCACUUUUUUACUUCUCUUUCUCCCUUACGUUCCCUCUAAACAAGUGCAUUUCAUACUUCUCUUCUUCUUUGCCUCUCUGACCAGAAGGAUUUGUUGUGAGCAAAAAGUGAAUACUGGCUUAAUCUUAACAUUGACAUUGACAAGUAAAUUAUUUUAUCAUGACCCUUUGACCUACAUUUUUUGAGAGAAUGGCUGCUUUUACAUGCACACCACUUUCAAACUCUGAAGACCUAAUGUAAUGUGGAGAGAGAGACUUAAGCCAUUAAUUAAUCUACAUUCUGUACCAUCAAUCAGUCCAGAGAGACGACUUGUGUAAACUUCAAAUGUGAAGUAAUGCCUUACUAGCCACGAUCGGGUUAUUAAUGUGCAUGUAAUGUGUAGUGCUGAAUGGAAGUUAAAUGUGCGGAUGUAUUUAAUUAUAUUGAAAUAUAGUACUUAAUAUUUGGCCAAAUGAAACAUAAAAUAAAAAUUUGGGGAUAACUUAAGAAUGAUCGUGGUUGUGCAGCUGCAUUCCAGUGAUAGUUUCUGUCUCAGGUGUAGCUUCCAUCUAGUUUCUGGUUUUUUGUGUGGCACAAUGUGUAGAAAAAUAUUUACGAGCUACAAUGCCAAGUGUGUAGAACUGACUUUCAUAAAGUGCAACGUGAACAGGA
Messenger RNA from Toxotes jaculatrix (banded archerfish), 2403 nucleotides. RefSeq names its product pyrroline-5-carboxylate reductase 3 (gene pycr3). The record is from RefSeq and is a predicted model, not a curated record. Bases 369 to 1664 code for a protein of 431 amino acids. The transcript is spliced from 7 exons. Gene Ontology annotation, molecular function: pyrroline-5-carboxylate reductase activity. Gene Ontology annotation, biological process: L-proline biosynthetic process. NCBI's taxonomy places the organism in Eukaryota, Metazoa, Chordata, Actinopteri, Toxotidae.